AUACUAUUUACUUACCCUUCUCUGUUCUCUUCCCUCCUAUAAACCACUUCUCUUCCUUGUUCUCAACAACAACUCAGUUCCUUUAUAUUUCUUUCUAAAUCUCAAUUUCCCCUCUCAAAUCCCUAUUCCCCCUUUCAAAUCCCAGAACCCUUUCUGCAUAAAAAUUUAAUCUUUUUCUCCAUUUAUAGGGACCCAUCUUCUCAGUGUUCACUUCAAGAUUCAGACGCGCUUUCCGUUGCUCAAUUCUCUCUCUUUCUUCUCGGUGGGUGUUUUCUCCCUUAUCAAAUGCUUCACCCUCUGGGGCUUCGAUUUCGCAAAUUGAUUUCAAUGAGCACCGUUUUGGCGUAGCCCAGAAAACCUAGGUGGCUAGGGCUCUUCCAAUUUUCGUGGGUUUUGCAGCAAAAUUUAAUUUUUUCCGUUGAAAAAGUGAUUCUUGACCAACUGGGCAUGGUGGGCAACGACGAAGCGUGCCCAAUCUCCGCUUCCCGGAAAAUGUUCUGGCGGUCGGCGUCGUGGUCCUCUUCCCGCUCCGCCGCCGCCGGAAACAACCCUUCCGGCGAGGCUGCAAAGGGUUUUGCUGAUCCCGAUUCCGGCGCCGACGCUGCGAACGGGCAGAAUCGGCGGUUUCCUCCGCCACCAUUGACCCCUCGAUCGCAGCAAAAUUGCAAGGCUCGGUCGUGUUUGCCGCCGCUGCAGCCCCUUUCCAUCGCUCGCCGGAGCUUGGACGAGUGGCCGAAGGCGAGCUCGGACGACAUAGGUGAGUGGCCGCAGCCACCCACCACCCCCGGUGGGAGAGGUAAUGGUAGUAAUGGUGAAAGGUUGAAACUUGAUUUGUCUUCAAUUCAGCAGAACCCUGAUCAUAAGAACAAUAAUGGUGGGCUUGUGAAGAGGGAUAAAAUUGCUUUUUUUGAUAAGGAAUGUUCAAAGGUUGCUGAUCAUGUGUAUCUUGGUGGUGAUGCUGUUGCUAGGGACAGGGAUAUUUUGAAACAGAAUGGUAUCACUCAUGUCUUGAAUUGUGUGGGUUUUGUGUGUCCUGAGUACUUUAAGGCUGAUUUUGUGUAUAGGACAUUGUGGCUGCAGGAUAGUCCCUCUGAGGAUAUUACUAGUAUUUUGUAUGAUGUGUUUGAUUACUUUGAGGAUGUCAGGGAAAAAAGUGGGAGGGUGUUUGUACACUGUUGUCAAGGGGUGUCUAGGUCUACCUCUUUAGUGAUUGCUUACCUUAUGUGGAGGGAAGGUCAGAGUUUUGAUGAUGCUUUUCAGUUUGUGAAGGCGGCGAGAGGGAUUGCGGAUCCGAAUAUGGGUUUUGCUUGCCAGUUGUUACAGUGCCAGAAAAGGGUUCAUGCGUUCCCUCUAAGCCCUAGCUCUUUGCUGAGGAUGUACAGAAUUGCUCCUCACUCACCGUAUGAUCCUUUGCAUCUUGUUCCCAAAAUGUUGACGGACCCUUCCUCGUCUGCUCUGGAUUCCAGGGGUGCAUUUAUUAUACACAUUCCUUCUGCUAUAUAUGUUUGGAUUGGUAAGAGUUGUGAGACCAUCAUGGAAAGGGAUGCCAGAGGGGCUGUGGGCCAGAUUGUUCGUUAUGAAAAAGUACAAGGACCUAUAGUAGUGAUUAGGGAAGGCGAGGAACCGCCUUAUUUUUGGGACGCUUUCUCAAAUUUUUUGCCUUUGAUGGACAAAUCCGGCAAUAGAGUAGAAAAUAGCAAAUCAAGUUUUAAAAUUGUGCCUGGUGAGAGGAAAGUGGAUGCAUAUGAUGUUGAUUUUGAAGUUUUCAAAAAAGCAAUCAUUGGAGGUUUUGUGCCUCCAUUUGCGUCAUCAGAGGAUGAACAUGAAACCCAUCUUCCUGCAAGAGAGAGUAGUUGGAGUGUUUUAAGGCGUAAAAAUUCGUCUCCUAGUAUGAAGGAGUUUGUCUCAGCCCCUAAGUUAUCCUUUCCCAGGGUCUUUUCAGAUUCCAUGUUGUGUAUUCAUACAUCAGCAAAGUCAUCACCAUCUCCAUCGCUGUCGUCAUCAUCAUCAUCUUUAUCAUCAUCUUCUUCACCAUCUUAUGUCUCUCCAGAUUCAAUUUCUUCUGAUUCUAGCACUCAUUCAAAGUUUUUGUCAGAAUUGUCCUUGGAUUCUUCAGCUGCAGUUUUGACUUCUGUAUCUUCACCUUUGUCUAAUUUUUCUAAUUUAUCUCUGUCAUCAAAUUCUAGUUCUCCAACAGUGUCUAACACUAUAGAUAUCCAUCGUUUCAAGUUAUCAGAUCCUCAUUCUCUGUCAGCCUCUUUAUCAUUGAAAAAACCAUCAACUUCCCUUGCUGAACGCAGAGGGAGUCUGUCAAAAUCUUUAAAGCUGCCGGUAAUGAAUGAUAAGACACAAGUAAUAGAUAAACCUUUGGCUCUUCAUGCUAGUCGACAACAUGGUGUUGUUAAUGGCGAUGUUAGCUAUUUGCAACAAUCAGAUAAUAUAGAUUAUUUAUGUGAGUCUAACAACCGAGCCAAGGAUGGAGGUGUGAAUUCAAUUCAACAGUGUAAGCUGGCAUUAUGUCCAACCAUUGUUGAUAGUGUGCACUGCAAGGAAUCGUCACUUGUCAGGAACUGUGUUGAGCCUUCGAUAGAUAGUUUCCCAAGAGAAGACUUAAAUUCUACAUCAUCAAAGGGAACUAAUGAGAGUGGCUCAUUGCAGUAUAGUGUGACACAAGCUUCGGUAUAUCUCUGGCCCAGUUUAGAAAAGCUUGAGACAUUUGGUGCAAGUCAUUUGGAUUCUAAAGCUGCUUUUGUCAUAUUAUCUCCAAGUAUGCCUGUACAUGCAGGAAACAUUUUAUAUUUUUGGGUAGGGAGGUCUUUCAAUUGUGACACCUCAAAGGCUCCCUUUGAUAGUGAUAGACAGUCAGAUUUUCUAGGAGCUGUUGACUGGAAUCGAAUUGGUUGUGAUCUCCUUGCUCGGUUUAGUUUGUUGAAGAAUACAGUCAUCAAGAUUGUUAAAGAGAAUGAAGAACCUCCAGAGUUCCUUGCUUUGCUGAGUUCAUUGUAGCACAGAAGAUAGAAUCCUGAGUUCAAGUAACUUCCAUAACCUUUGGUGCAUCUGCAGUUGUCUCUAUCUAUGGCAAUUUUCCCGGCUCUAAUUUGAUCUCCCUGCAAAGAAGAAAUCCAGUGAGGUAAUGAAUGGCAUCCUAGUAGUUACAAUUACAUGCUCAGAGCAUUAGUUUAUAUUUAUACUGGUUAAUCUUGACUAAGUUAUGAUGGUAAUAAUUUAUCUUUAUAUACCUAUAGUUUGUAUUAAAUGUUUUUAACAUGUGUAUGUGCUCAUAUUCUUUUCUAUGUUUUUCUCUAGUCUUGACAUCUUCUCUUUGAAGAGUGUUGCAAUCAUUCUGUGAUUUUUAUGUCUCUCUGCACCAUGAAAACCAUGACAAAAAAGUAUUACCAACAAGAUUUUGCACUUGCAGAUAACCCUUAAUAAAAGUAACUAUCAGAACUAACCAUUUUGGACUCGUUUAAAAACAUGCAUGAAUAGAAAUUCAAAUAGGGUAACUUGGAACGUGGGCUAUACAUGUGCUAUACCUUCAACUAUUCUUCUAUGCUCAUGCCACCUAAAACUGAGUUUUGUUGUAUGUUACUUGUUUGCAGGAGGUUGCCCCAUGCCAAGUCAAUUAUAGCUCGGCUGAUUGUACAGUGCUUUAACAUCCUCUCUACCUAGAAAUUUAUGUUCAAAUACUGAAAUUUCUUUCAUAUUCUCAUGUUAUUUAAAAAGUAUAAAACCGAUUUCUUUUUAGCUCUCUCUCUCUCUC
Molecule: messenger RNA, 3760 nt
Organism: Abrus precatorius (Indian licorice)
Lineage: Eukaryota; Viridiplantae; Streptophyta; Magnoliopsida; Fabales; Fabaceae
Product: protein-tyrosine-phosphatase MKP1
Exons: 2
Coding region: 448-3006 (852 amino acids)
Biological process (GO): protein dephosphorylation
Molecular function (GO): actin filament binding; protein tyrosine/serine/threonine phosphatase activity
Source: RefSeq, a predicted model, not a curated record